Messenger RNA from Paraglomus occultum, 735 nucleotides. Lineage: Eukaryota; Fungi; Glomeromycota; Glomeromycetes; Paraglomerales; Paraglomeraceae. The record is from the annotation of a GenBank genome assembly.
AUGUCCAACGUUCGCUUAAAUGCACUAUUGGAAGGGCCUCAUCUCUGGGUCGCGAAUGUUGGAAAAUGGCCGAUGAUGUUCUUAAAAAGCAUUACACAGACAUAUAUGAGGGACUUGCAGACGAGAAACCUAAUAAUUAUGAAUUUAAAUUAUAUAAUCCGCAAAGCCCAAAAAAAAAGUUCAAAAAAAUUGAAGGGACUUAAAUCUCCUACACCAAAACAUGUAAAAGACACCGUCGACCCUUGUUCUUCUUCUACUCCGACAGAUGCGUUAGCCGAUAGCCAGCUUGGAUUACAUUCCAGUUCAGUAGAUACUAAUAGCGAGGAUACGUUACCCAAUAACCAAUUUGAAUGUAAUUACAAUUCAGGAAAUUUUUUUGACGAGGGCAUUCGCACCUCAACAAUUCUUUUGGCACAACAUUUAAACAACCAAGACUAUAGCAACUUUUGCCCUCCCACGCCACCAGAUGCUGUGAGGACGUUACCCGAUUUCCUAUUCGAAUCGGCCAAACUUACUGAUGAGGUAGAUAACCCUAACAACAUUCAGACACAACAGCUGUGCAAUCAUUUCGAAAUUUACAACGGUCAACCGUUGGUUUUCUGUCUCCAGGAGAAUUUAUACUCGCCACAGAUGAUUGCACUUGCACCGAUACCGAUAGACGAAAAUAUUGAUUCACAUUCAACGGUCAGGUAUGAACUUGCGGCCUUUUUAUGUAUUCGAACAUUCAGCAUAUAA